This is a messenger RNA of Parastagonospora nodorum SN15, 1182 nucleotides long. RefSeq lists its product as hypothetical. Lineage: Eukaryota; Fungi; Ascomycota; Dothideomycetes; Pleosporales; Phaeosphaeriaceae. The record is from RefSeq and is a predicted model, not a curated record. Gene Ontology annotation, cellular component: nucleus. The coding region runs from base 1 to 1182 and encodes 393 amino acids. The transcript has 2 exons.
AUGGAACGCUUCCCACUCCACAAGUCCGACAACCAUAACAUCUCAACUCUUCUCACAUCUUGGAGCGCCACUUGCAACAUGGUGCACAUAGUGAGGCCACCGGGGUUCGGUAUGGGUGACAACAACAAACUCUCGCCUAAGGAACUGAACUCGCACUUGACCCGCGCCCUGGCGGACAUUGACGCAGCGGAUGUGGUCCGCCACUUCGUCGGCUUUCCUCUCCUUGGCGCACCGUCGGUAUUGAACGAAGCUGCCGUUGUCUGCCUGGAUAUUGAAUGGUGGCAGCAUCAGCCGAAGCCCACGACCGAGCUUGGUAUCGCGGAGCUUCUAGCCAAAGGCAUGCUACCUACCGCGCACGCCGAGAACAUUUUGACAGGCAUCCAAGUAGCGCAUGCCCGGAUCAUGCCACAUGCACAUCUUUUGAAUACAUUCAAGGGCUCUGGCGAUCCUGAGAUCUUCCACUUCGGCACCACCAAGUUCGUCACGGCGGAGGAAGCGAAGCAGGUCGUCAUCGAUACCUUCGUGCGUCCUCGCCUGGGUGGUGAUAAAGUGGGGUCCCUACAGCCCAUCAUAUUGAUCGGCCACGCGGUGGAGAAUGAGUUCGAGCAUAUCCAGCGCGCUUUCGGAGUGGACCUGCGUAGUUACGGUACAGUCGUCAAGGUCAUCGAUACGCAGGCCAUGGCAACCAAGGCUGGCAUUGCAGGUCCCAAGGGCCCGAAUAUCGGCCUGCGUGACCUCCUAACAUACUUCAAUGUUCAUAUCGACAACCUGCAUACCGCCGGAAACGAUGCAGCAGGAACGCUCAUGGCUGCAGUUCUCCUCGCACUCAAAGACGGCCUGUAUCCUGUCGGCAAACCACCCGCUGUCGUAAAAGGCCGCAACAUACAGGAAGUAGUUGAGAGUGUUGUGUCCAUUGGCAAGUCAUAUCCUCCUCCCGCCUGGGGCCGCGAGCAUUUCUGUACGCGCUGUCAGCGAGAGAAUCACCACCGCUCGGAUUGCUUUGCAACAGUCAGCUGUAGCAUAUGUCGGGACUCCGGAGUCGUGCGACUCUACAACGCCCAUAGGACACACAUGACUGCCAACUGCCUAUUUGCAUACCAGAAGCUACCCGAUCCCGGACCCAUGGCCCAGUCAAAGCGUUUCCUACCAACUCGCGUUCGUGGCGUGCUUAAGCCGAGAUGA